AUGGAGAGAGCCUCGAAGAGAGCCGGGUCCUGCUGCAGGGGAGAGGGGGCCUUGCGUCCAGAGCUCGAUGCGCUGAUUGGUUGGUCAGCCGCGGCAAGGGAAGAACCCGGAUGUGCCUGGGUAGCUGUGUUGGCAAUUGGGGCUCUGAGGUUUGGGCGUUCUAGGCGUGCUGGCAAGUCGAGGCGGAUGGCGCAGGGUUGGGCCGGCUUCUCUGAGGAGGAGCUGAGGCGACUAAAGCAGACUAAAGAUCCAUUUGAACCACAGCGGCGUCUUGUCCCUGUGAAGAAAAGUCGACAACAACUUCAGCGAGAAAAAGCCCUUCAAGAGCAAAGCCAAAAACUUGGACUUCAAGAUGGAUCAACCUCAUUACCUCCAGAGCAGCUGCUUUCUGCACCAAAACAAAGAUUUAAUACUCAAAGACCAUGUUCUUCUCCCCCCACUCCCCCUACACUCACCUCUCCUAUUGGUGAUGGAAAACCACAGGGUAUUGAAAGUCAACCAAGGGAACUAGGACUUAAGAAUUCCCAUGAAGGUCACAAAAAUGCUGAGGUUCUACCUCCAAAACCAGAUUGCAAAUUGGAAAAAAAGAAAGUGGAAUUGCAAGGAAAAUCUCGUUGGGAAGUCCUCCAACAAGAACAACGGCUAAUGGAAGAGAAAAAUAAACGUAAGAAAGCUCUUUUGGCUAAAGCUAUUGCAGAAAGAUCUAAAAGAACUCAGGCAGAAACCAUGAAACUAAAGAGGAUCCAGAAGGAGUUACAGGCUUUAGAUGACAUGGUGUCAGCUGACAUUGGAAUCCUCAGGAACCGGAUUGAUCAGGCCAGCCUUGACUAUUCAUAUGCUUGGAAGCGGUUUGACAGGGCUGAAGCAGAGUAUGUCACAGCAAAGCUAGAUCUACAGCGCAAGACUGAGCUUAAAGAGCAGCUCACUGAGCACCUUUGCACGAUCAUACAGCAAAACGAGCUCCGCAAGGCCAAGAAGUUGGAGGAGUUGAUGCAGCAACUAGAUGUGCACGCUGAUGAGAAGACUUUGGAGCUCGAGGUGGAGGUGGAGAGACUGCUGUGUGAACAAGAAGCAGAAGUAGGGAAACAAGUGGUUCAUUUAGAGAGGCCAUUUCAGCCUUCUGGGGAGAGUAUGACCUUAGGGUGUGCUAAAGAGAACAAAAAGCAUCAAGACCAGGCUGCUUCCCCAAAGGUAGAUGAACAGUGUGAAAGCUCCAGUAGCAUUGCCCUUCUUGAUCCAGACCAGCCAAAGCAAGAAGUGGAAACUACUGUAAAAGACAUUUCAGCUGCUCUGACCACAUGAGGUGCCAGUGUUUGUUCUUUACAACUAACAUUCAGUAAACUGAACUUUCUGUUGUAGAUCAUGCCAUGACCUCUGAUAAAUGCCUCUUCAAAGCAGUAUUAAUUUUUAAGUCCAUUAGUUUUAGUAUAACGUUUGAACAUUCUAGAAAAUCUCAGAUUAUGAUAAUUUUUUAUAUGGAGGCAUAGUUCACCUUGAUUUUGAUCCAGUUCCUUCAUUGUACGCUUACUACUGGGUGAAAACAAGUGAUUUAAAAGGAUGGAAGAAAAACUACAUGGUUAAUAGUGUUUUUAGACCCGGUGAAUACUGAGAAGUAAAGUGAAAAAUGAACUCAAUACCUAAUUGAACUCAUUUAACUUCUCCAGGGAGAAAUGUUGAGAAUGAGAGCACUAUUUUAUGGAAUCAGUAAAGAGACAUAAAAGCUAACAUGUGAAAAAGAAAGAAUGAGGAACAACCAACAAAAGUAGUAGGUUGAAUUAUCUAUUUGGCUCUCACUAGAGUUGUAAAACACAACUUGGAAGUUGUAGUUUAUGAAAAGAACCAGAAAACUUAAACCAGCAUCACUUUUGUUUUCAAUUUGCCUUUUAAAUGGCUUUAGUUUACAACCUGAGUUUUGGUUAGUUGAUACACAUGAGUGCACACACACACACACACACAGAGAUAAACACAUACCGUCGUAUAUAAAUAAUUUCACUAUUAAUAUAUUGUCUCUUCUUUAAUCGGCACAUUGAUUAAAUUUACCCUUCUGCAGGCUGAAAAUAAUAUAAAAAAACUUAUUGCUAC
Molecule: messenger RNA, 2082 nt
Organism: Eubalaena glacialis (North Atlantic right whale)
Lineage: Eukaryota; Metazoa; Chordata; Mammalia; Artiodactyla; Balaenidae
Gene: GORAB
Product: golgin, RAB6 interacting
Exons: 5
Coding region: 1-1302 (433 amino acids)
Biological process (GO): non-motile cilium assembly
Source: RefSeq, a predicted model, not a curated record